CUUCUUUUGUGCUUCGUGCCGACUUUUUCUCAAUUUCAUAAAGACGAAGAGUAAGGACUCUGAUAUCACGAAUUCUUUGCCAAAUGGCAGCUUCGAGUGAUAUCAGACUCGAAAUCUGCCUACAGGUCAGGAGUUCAUCCUUAGAUGACAGUGAACUGAGAAAGCAGAACAUUUCCAUAUUGAUAGGCCAGCUUUAUGAGAAUCUGUGUUGGAGUCAUAGAACUUCUGCUUUGCCAAUGAAAACGUCCCACGUUUUCAAUUAAUGGCAUGUCAUCGAGACCACGACCUAACCUCCAAGGUACCAGGGCUGUCUUGUGGCUACCAGCAGUUGCAUUUCGCUAAUGUAUAAGUCAAAAUGGACCUUCCACAUAUCGAUAAUUGCGAAGAGUUCCCAUACGGGGUGCGUACAUAUAUCUCGGCGGGUAGAUUUGCCACCGUUUGGCAGUGUACACGCCAGAAAGAGGUUGUAGCAUGCAAGCUCUUCGCGAAUUCAUAUGAUGCCCUCCCGGACUGCGCAAAAUACUUCGGCGAACUUCGGCGGAAUGAAGUUAACAUCAUGGGCAAGCUACGUGGUCAACGGCAUAUUGUUCACAUCAUAGAGACUAUUUGUAUCCGGCGGGACUUCUUUAUUAUCAUGACUCCACUUGCUGAAUUUGACUUACAAAAACUCCUCUCUCUUAUUCGUGAUGGGACAAAAGAACGAGAUGAUUAUAGGGAGUCCCUGUUGAAGGCUUUCGGUUGCCUUUCUAGUGCUCUUGAUUAUAUUCAUGAACAGAAAAUCCGUCAUAAAGAUAUUAAGCCUCAAAAUAUUCUUUACUCCAAAAGCUCCUGCUAUUUCGCUGAUUUCGGGAUAUCACAGGAGUUUGAAGACCAUUCAAACUUGCUUAUAACACGUUCCGAAAGACCCCAAUACACGGAUAGGUAUUGUCCACCUGAAACAUUGAAACCUACUGUAUAUUCAAGUAUUCCCACGUUUAGUCUACUUCCAAGGUAUCCGUGGCUUGCAAUGGAGGAAAGCUUUGCCCGAGAUGCAAGAUCUGACGUCUUUUCGCUCGGUUGCACCUUUUACGAAAUCUUGGCAAUUCUGGAACCGGAAAUUUUUCCGACACAAAAUGAAUCCUAUCGUGAAUGUAUUACAAAGAUCAAAGAUUCUCUAAAAGCGGCUGUAUCCAGAGAGCCUAGCCUAACGUCGCUACUUGAAUUCUGCAGCAAAAUGUUAUCGCAAGACAGGAUCAAGCGUCCACAUCCUUUGUUGACUGAAUUAAAAUCAAUGCACUCAUCUGACCUCUUUGAAAAGUAUUUUUGUCAUGACUGUCGAUUAGAUAUAUCAAAGCUGUGAUAACCGAUAUCGUGAAGGGGCCAGUGGCCGUGAUUCCUCCCGUUGACGACAGGAUAGCCUUGGUCUAGAGGAGAAUAUGUUUUGCAGGACGUGCUGAUGACCUAAUAAUGGCAUUGCCUCGUCGCCCUUGGACAUCCGUGUCAAUUCUUGAUAUUGUGAAAACGUGGCGAGGCUGAGUAGAAACAUACGACCAGUUGUCAAUAAGAGUGCGUCGCGGUGGGUUAUGAAUUUAACUCAUGAAAGGAGCUAACAACCAUACGGACUAUAAUAUUCCUGCUCGGAUAUUUUACUUUCUAAAAUCAACACCGCAGCUUCCAUGUUAACUUGUGUAUUAUCUCAGAUUAUAGUCCUUGAUUAUGAUUCAUAAAUAGCUAUCUUGAAACGCAGAUUUAUGAAGAUGAGCUUCUGUGACUUUUCGCGCCUUUAAAGACUAACUGGUCCGCCUUUUCAGCAAGCCAUGGGUGAACGCUUUUUUGUGUCGUAUACACAUAGCAUAGUCCAAAUUUGUCGUGAAGAGGUUAUUCAUAGAGCGAACCACUCACUUUAGGAUAAUAUAUUUUGUACGGUAUAACUUUAUCAUUGGUAAUAGUUAGGGCAUGAAUGUUCU
Messenger RNA from Aspergillus caelatus, 1946 nucleotides. Its product is annotated as protein kinase family protein. Gene Ontology annotation, cellular component: nucleus; cytoplasm. The annotation marks the transcript as partial. The transcript is spliced from 5 exons. The record is from RefSeq and is a predicted model, not a curated record. Gene Ontology annotation, biological process: protein phosphorylation; mitotic DNA damage checkpoint signaling. NCBI's taxonomy places the organism in Eukaryota, Fungi, Ascomycota, Eurotiomycetes, Eurotiales, Aspergillaceae. Gene Ontology annotation, molecular function: ATP binding; protein serine/threonine kinase activity.